Prorocentrum cordatum is the source of this 930-nucleotide messenger RNA. Lineage: Eukaryota; Dinophyceae; Prorocentrales; Prorocentraceae. The record is from the annotation of a GenBank genome assembly.
AUGGACGGCACCGCCCAGCGGGAUUGGGAGUUCUUGCUCGACGCAGACCAGAACACGAAGGAGACCUACCCCACGUUCGAACAGGGCAGCCUCGCCGCAAGCAACGCCCCGACGGCCGCCGAAGCUCGCCACUUCCACGAGCCGACCGAGCCCAGCGACAGAAAGACUGAUAUCAAGAUCAACAUCGCGACCUUCAACGCACAGACAGGCCAGGGGCCCAAAGAAGGAGCGCAGCGAAGGAAGGAGAAAACCAACAUGCUAAAGACCACCAGCGCCAGCCUUUUCGACGAGGACCUACAUGUCAUCGGUAUCCAAAAGACCAGGGCGCCAAGGGGAAUGCGCGACUCAGAGAAAGAAGGCGACGCCUCCUGCGCCAAUGCGAAUAGCAACCGCGCCAUCUCCAACGGCCACCAAGGUUGCAACUACGGCUGCGCACUCCACGUCCUCCUUAGCAAGCCCCACGGAAAGUGCGGCAAGAAAGAACUCUUCUUCGAGCCCGGCGAGUUCACCACCAUCGAGAAGGCCGAGAAGACCAGCUGCUGGAAGAAGCUCACCGCGGCGACCGAGAAGUACCAGACCCGCAUCAUCUUGAUAGACGCCAACGCCAGAACAGGCGACAUCACCAGCGCGGCGAUCGGCGACCAAGGCACGCAGCAGGAAGAAGAUCCUAACGGUCGACGUCUUCACGAGCUGCUCCUUUCCAAUUACCUCGUGGGUGCCGACGCGUUUGUCAGCCACGGGCCCGAGCGCUGCGCCUGGCACUCAGGCACGAGCCCCCGCCGCAUCGACUACGUUAUCGUUCCGAGGGGAUACCUGGACUCGAUUGAGGCAUGCUCUGUCCCACAUGGCAUCGAUGACGGCUGCGACCCCGACACCAAUCAUGACCGCUACCCCGUCGGGCUAGAGCUAGCCUAUGAGAUCGCAUCUUCG